Messenger RNA from Punctularia strigosozonata HHB-11173 SS5, 3785 nucleotides. Its product is annotated as DNA-directed RNA polymerase I polypeptide 2. Lineage: Eukaryota; Fungi; Basidiomycota; Agaricomycetes; Corticiales; Punctulariaceae. The coding region runs from base 27 to 3710 and encodes 1227 amino acids. The record is from RefSeq and is a predicted model, not a curated record. Gene Ontology annotation, molecular function: DNA binding; DNA-directed RNA polymerase activity; ribonucleoside binding. Gene Ontology annotation, biological process: DNA-templated transcription. Gene Ontology annotation, cellular component: RNA polymerase I complex; nucleus. The transcript is spliced from 11 exons.
CUCCAGUUGGACCAACGCUCGGCGCAAUGCCCGAUGGCUCUGCCAUGACCAAGGAUACGUUCAAUACGUUAGAGCGAGAGCGCAAGUUUAGAUUCCCCGACAAGACCGGAUCCACGGUCCCAAUACUCAACGAAUUUGUGCUCCCUCACAUCGAGUCUUUCAAUGCUCUCUUCGACGAUUCUGGCUUGCCAAAAGGCGAUGGCAAUGGCAAAGGCCUGCUGUCGCUCGCCCUGAAGGAUAUCGGAGAACGCGUGGUAUUUGAUGGAACAGGCGAACUUGGCAACGUGAGUGGUCAGUCGGGUUGGGGCAAUCGCCUUGCAAUUUCCAUCGAGGAAGUAACUGUGGCGCGUCCCAUGGUCUCUGAACGAGCUAAGGCUGUCGUGGAACCCCGUAUAUUCCCUUCCGAGGCUCGUGAGAGGCUGACAUCCUAUCGUGGAAGGAUGUACAUCAAGCUCAACUUUACGCUCAAUGACAAUCCGGUCCGCACAAUCCAGAAAGACUGUGGUUUACUCCCCAUCAUGGUCCGCUCGGUCCGAUGUAAUCUUCGUUCCAUGUCCUCUGCAGAGCUCGUCGCACGGCACGAGGAACCGGAAGAAUUCGGGGGGUAUUUCAUCAUCAACGGCAAUGAACGCCUUAUCCGUCUUCUCAUUUUACCUCGGAGGAACCAUGCUAUUUCCCUGUUUCGCCCUUCUUGGGCCAACCGCGGCCCGUCUUAUACGCCGUACGCCGUCCAAAUACGGUGCGUCCGCCCGGACCAAACCGCCGCCACGAACACGCUGCACUACCUGCAAAAUGGCAACGCCGUCCUACGCUUCACUUGGCGGAAGAAUGAAUACGUUAUCCCCGUGAUGCUUAUCCUCAAAGCUCUCGUUGGUGCCUCGGACAAGGAGAUAUUCGAGGGGCUUGCCAUGUGUGAUUACGAGAACACGUUUUUGACAGACCGCAUCGAGAUGUUGCUUCGCGGUUUUAAAACAUAUAGUCUGUACACAGGCACUCAAUGCCUCGAGUACCUCGGCGACAAGUUCCGUGUCGUGCUCGGUUGCCCCGAGGAUUGGACGAAUUCCGAGAUCGGUGACUGGUUGCUGAAGAAGAUGGUUCUCGCUCACCUGCAAGAUCCGAGGGACAAGUACCGUAUGCUCAUUUUCAUGCUCCGCAAACUUUACUCCCUUGUAUCUGGAUCGUGCGCGCCGGAUAAUCCAGAUUCUCCCCAGCACCAGGAGGUCUUGCUUCCAGGGCAUCUCUAUGGAAUGAUCAUCAAAGAGCGCCUGGAGGAGGUCCUCGCUCAAAUUCGGAGUCAGAUCUACGCCGACGUGCGCAGAGAAGACCCUUCCAUCGACUUUACUGAUGAUCGCUACAUCAAUAAAGUUCUAUCCCGCGUCAACUUCGACAUAGGCGCGAAAAUGUCCAAUUUCCUCGCUACUGGUAACCUGAUUUCCCCGACCGGACUUGAUCUCCAGCAAACAUCCGGCUUUACCAUUGUCGCCGAGAAACUGAACUGGCAGCGCUACAUCAGCCAUUUCAGAUCCAUACAUCGUGGGGCUUUCUUCGCUGAAUUGAAAACGACGACGGUCCGUAAGCUGCUUCCGGAAGCUUGGGGUUUCUUGUGCCCUGUGCAUACGCCCGAUGGAACGCCUUGUGGUCUACUAAACCAUUUAUCUCGAACAUGUCGGAUCGUGACUACUCCGCUACCCGUCGCUCACCUUCCCGCCCUGCUCGCGGAACACGGCAUGUCUCAUCCAUUCGCGCCUUCACUUGAUGGUCGGGGACAUGCCAACCUUUGCGUUCAACUCGACGGCCGGGUCAUCGGCUGGGCCCGACCUGCCGUGGCGCUCCAGCUCGCUGAAAGGCUUCGGAUAUGGAAGACAGAAGGCCUUCACAAUGUGCCCCUGGAUCUCGAAGUCGGAUACGUUCCGAUAUCGGAAGGUGGACAAUACCCUGGGCUGUACCUGUUUUCGACGCGGGCUAGGAUGAUGCGACCGGUUAGGUACCUUGCGAACGGUCGUGAUGACAUGAUUGGUUCGUUUGAGCAGGUUUAUAUGGACAUCGCGAUCAAGCCCGAGGAAAUCGAGCUAGGGGUUUCUUCACACGUGGAACAUGCUCCAACGAAUUUCUUGUCUAUCCUUGCCAAUUUGACUCCGUUCUCGGAUUUCAACCAGAGUCCUCGCAAUAUCUAUCAAUGUCAGAUGGGCAAGCAAACCAUGGGUACGCCCUCGACCGCCAUCAGACAUCGCACGGAUAACAAGCUAUAUCGUCUUCAAUCUGGGCAGAGUCCCGUCGUACGCCCUAAACUCCACAAUACGUACGGCAUGGAUUCCUUCCCCAACGGCACCAAUGCCGUUGUCGCCGUUAUUUCCUAUACUGGUUAUGACAUGGAGGACGCCAUGAUAUUGAAUAAGUCCGCGCACGAACGCGGCUUUGCCUACGGCACCAUAUACAAAUCGCAAACUGUCGAUUUACAAGAACAGCAUGGAGCUUCGAAGUCUAGGACCUCACCCACUCUGCAUUUCGGCAUAGGGGACGACGUCAUCGUCGAGGCCGGAACCAAGCAGCACCAUUGUGUCGAAUUUCUCGACAUGGAUGGCCUCCCUAGAAUUGGCACGCGACUGUCCACCGGUGACCCUAUAGCGGCGUAUAUCGACGAUACUACGCACAGGACGCGCUUUGUGAAGUACAAGGGUGAUGAGGUGGCGUACGUCGACGAAGUCCGUUUAUUAGGUGACGAUGCCGGUGAUUCAGAAUUGCAGAAGAUUCAUAUCACUUUACGCAUCGCACGAGCACCUGUUAUCGGUGACAAGUUCUCGUCCAGGCACGGGCAGAAAGGUGUUUGUUCGCAGAAGUGGCCAGCGAUCGAUAUGCCUUUCAGCGAGAGCGGGAUGCAACCAGAUGUUAUAAUCAAUCCACAUGCGUUCCCCAGUCGCAUGACAAUUGGCAUGUUAGUGGAAAGCAUGGCUGGAAAGGCCGGUGCUAUGCACGGACUUGCACAGGACGCUACACCUUUCCAGUUCUCCGAAGAAGAUACCGCUGUGGAUUAUUUCGGCAAGCAACUUCUCGCAGCUGGAUACAACUACUACGGCAACGAACCUAUGUAUUCGGGGAUCACCGGACAAGAGUUCGCUGCGGACAUCUACUUGGGAGUUGUCUACUAUCAACGCCUACGACACAUGGUGAACGACAAGUUCCAGGUGCGGACGACGGGACCUGUGGAUCCUGUGACGCGCCAACCGGUGAAGGGCCGCAAGAGAGCCGGAGGUAUUCGGUUUGGGGAGAUGGAACGUGACGCCUUGAUUGCACAUGGAACGUCCUUCCUCCUACAAGAUCGACUGAUGAACUGUUCGGACUACUCAACCGCAUGGGUUUGCCGUACUUGUGGUUCUCUCAUCUCGCUAGGCUAUGAAGACGUCUCGUUAGGGGAGGUGAUGAUGGGUUCGUCUGCUACCAUCCGGCCGCGGGGACCCGGGGGCGAGUAUUGCCGCGUCUGUAGGGCCGCGGCGGAAGAGGAGGAUGAACGGGCACGCAAAGCGCUGGCAGACGGUGCCAAUGGCCGUCAGCACGCCCGAACAGACUUGCGAGUCUCGAUUUCCUCCCAUCAUGUGUUGAACAAAGCUGCCAAGGGUGGUGAUCUGGACGUUGUCGCUGUGCCGUACGUCUUCAGAUAUCUGUGCGCGGAGCUGGCUUCCAUGGGCAUAGCCAUUUCCUUGGAGGUUCGAUAAUACUCGGUGUCCUCUGUCGCACAUGCUUGUACGUCAAAAGUAUCACAGUCACCAAUGUAAUCAUUCGCAACAUGA